GAUUGUUUAGGAUUUGCGCUUCAUUGACUUGCCUCGGCUACAAGACCUAGUGUAAGUUUCAUGAAGGCUGCAUUUCAAGCGGGAUACACUACCUGUGAUGCCCGGCCUUCAAGUCACUCAUUUCACUCAAUCAGCUUCACAUGGCUGUUGUACAUAGCGUUCUAUGAAAACGGAUUUGAUUGACAAUAUCUCCCACGUGGUUACUUUCACUGAAUAUUUUAAGUGAAAUCAAGUUUUUCAGCGCUGUGCUUCAAAGGAUUUGUGAUAUUUUCCUCAGCUGAUUCACGUGAUUCGUUUAGUCAACCGCUGAAGUUCGUCAUUUGUUUUGCUUCAACCCUUGUCGAUUUCUCAACGUAAAAUUUGCAUAAUUCGCCAAGCGGAUAAUUAGCAUGGUGAUGGGAGGCAACGCUGUAUCGAUAUAAGUGGAAAUGUACUGGUGAAUCAAAUCACAACUCAACUCGAGAAUACGGAACAAAUGAUGUUUCCAAUUUCUAACAGAUCCUAUCUUACUUUGCACGAGCGGUGGCUGUGAUAUAAAAAGUCCGAUCGACGGAUAUCAUACAUUUAUUCCUGGGCCACAGUCAUAUGAAGUGAGGAUUACUACUCAAGUGCGGGGAUUUCUAGCAGAACUUUCUCACUUACAUAUCAACUCUAAUUUCAUCAUCCGUCAGAUAAUGGUAUUUGCCUUACUGUUGGUACUUGCACUGAUCGAAUCCGGACCUCCAAGCGUUCUAGCCGAGACGGGGUGCACUUUAGACGGACGUAAAUAUGCUGUGGGCGAGACGUGGCACCCGGUCCUUAGGCCCCUUGGAACUACACCUUGCAUCAACUGCACGUGCGAACAGACGGGGAAAACCAACUGCGUGACGGAAAAAUGCCCACGUCCAAAAUGUGAAACACCGAUUAUCGUUCCCGGCAAAUGCUGCCUGACCUGCCAAGACCCAUUUGACAACAUUCCUCCUACAGUCCAGACGAGUGACGGAAGUGGGAAGGACACAGACAACCCCGGAUGUAGGUUUGAUGGAGAGAUUUACGAAGAUGGAACAAUGUUUCCAUCCAACCGAACGGGCCUGAAGGCCACGAGGAAUGAUCAGUGUGUCAUGUGCUUCUGUCAGACGGCCCAAGUCCUCUGUCAUCUCAAAACGUGUGAGAAAAAAGAAAGCUGUAAAAAAUACAUUAAUGUUUCCGAUGACUGCUGCCCUCACUGUGAAGAAGAGGACGAUUACGAAGAUUAUGUAAACAAAAUUCUUUCAGGUGAGCGACCAGACAAUGUCUCCGAUUCUGAUUGUACAGCUGGAAAGACGAAUGGCAAAACGUGGCAUCCGUUGAUUGGCACAUACGGCCCUGACAAAUGUGUGCUUUGUAAAUGUAAGGAGGGGAGUGUGAGUUGUAAGAGGAAGGAGUGUGUCCCGGACAAAAAACUCCCGUGCUCAUCACCUGUCCAGAAGGAAGGAGAAUGCUGCAAAACUUGUCCCAAACGAACCCGAGUCACAGAUCGGGGCCGGAACUGCAGGAGACGGAAAGGAAAAGAUGUCAAGCGACGACGGCGACGUUGUAAUAAAAAGGGAGGAAGAAAGCGAAAGAAGCACAAACAGUCUACACCUUCUACAACAACGAGGGUCAUACCCACGUCACUUCCGCCCACCACACCGCCGCCAUCUUUGUUCUCCACCAUGUGCCUGCCAAAACGAGGUGACAGAUACGUUUAUCAGAUCGAAGAGAAACAUUCAAUAACGUUAAUGUUCGACGUGCCGACAGGGAAUUCAGUAGAAGUAUUAAAGUGGACCGUCAGAAAAGGGAGAGUGUCGGAAAUGAUGACAGAAAACAGACCCGCCGCCGCGGUUCGAGCUACGAUAUCCCAGUCCCAGGUGCUAGGAGCCACAAACAAGAGAAACUUCAAGAAGUUCAAGCGGAAGUUGCGUAAGAAAACGCAACGCUGCGAACCAUCAUGUCGGCGGAGAGUUGUCACGAGUUGUUUGAAGAGACUGAAAACCAAAAGUGCAAAAUUUGGAAAACAGUGUGAUAAAAACUGAGAAGAGUUGCCUGCUCAAGUGACUUCAAUCCAUGAAAUGACAUUGUUCUGGCGACAGGAACGAUUUACAUAUCAGUCACGUGACUGGCAGACAUUUUGCUUCGUUCGACCGGAAGUGGUAACAUCUUUGCAGGAAAGGUUCACACCUCGUUUUAUGACUUUCUGUGCGGAUAUAGAGUACUGUUACAUUGUCACGUGACCGGAAGUGACGUCAGGUUGUGAAGCUGUCAGUUUGUGUUUUCAUGUGUCGUGAUUGGACGAGUGGAUCCAAUCAUUUUCAGGGCGAUUGUCAGACAAAACCCGAGGGGUGCAGACUCGAAUCGUAUCUCUUUAACCCGACAAGUUGCUAGGGUUGUAGAUGUAGCCUCCAUGUCUUUAAAAGACGCCCACAGCCUGUAGUGGCUUAUGCACAUCCUGCUCGUGCAUCUAUCAAAGUGCUUAUACUUUUUGUAUAUAUAGACGGUGUAUAAUAUAUAUUUUGUAGGUGUAUAUGUCUCGCGGAAUGGAUGUGUAAAAAUUCGUAUUGAGAUAUAUGAACUAUUUAUAUGAAUAUGUUACAGCUAUUUUGUGAAUAUUUUUGUUUAUACUAGAGUGUGCAGUUGAUCAGCAGAUGCUCACCGUCGAGGUUAUCUAUCUCAAAUUGCGCCAGCCUUAUAUCGAGGACAUUGGCAGAUAACCAAAUUGAGCCAGCCUUAUACCGAGGACACGGGCACGGCACACCGUCGAGUGAUUCAAUAUGAUCGUUUACAUUGUUAAUGUAUUCAAAAUGUUCUGAACGUCCAAAUCCUGAUUUUCAAACCAACGGUUCUAAAAAUUGGUUAAUAGUAGUCGUUAUAGAGGGGAGUCAAAGUACACUAUCGGGUAUAUAAAGAAUACUUGACACUUUUAAUGGAUAACAACUUUUUUAUUCUUUGUAACGCCGUUUCAGGGCAACGUCUUGACCCUACAUCAGGAGAAUGAAGGGGUAAUAUAAAGGUUCCAAAGAAAAAUAAUU
Molecule: messenger RNA, 3026 nt
Organism: Haliotis rufescens (red abalone)
Lineage: Eukaryota; Metazoa; Mollusca; Gastropoda; Lepetellida; Haliotidae
Product: chordin-like protein 1
Exons: 12
Coding region: 675-2033 (452 amino acids)
Molecular function (GO): protein binding
Source: RefSeq, a predicted model, not a curated record